UCUUGAAUGGCGUUGCCUAGGUUUUCUUCUGGGGUUUUUAUGGUGUGAGGCCUUAUGUUUAAGUCUUUAAUCCAUCUGGACUUAAUUUUAGUGUAAGGUGUCCCAUGGUUUGAAAUCCUCAGUGGAGAUGCAGUGAGGAACGAGCUCAGGAAUCCCAAGUCCCCCUCACCCCUUCAUGAGGCUGUGAUCCCCAUGAGGACACAGGUCCCCUGACUCUCCCCUGCUCUUUGCCCCGAUGCAAAAGGAGGGGCCUGCAUCUCUGGAGUAGGUCUAUGUUGAGAGAAAGAGGAGCAGGGGAGGGAGCCUGCAGGAGGCCUCUCUGGACCCCCAUCAUUUUCCACAUGCAGGCCCACUGUGCCAUAAGCCAGGGCUGAGUGCAGCAGGGCCCUGGGGACUGGGGACUUCUCCCAGGCAUGGCAGGCAGCACUGGGGAGCAUUGGGCCCUGUCUGGAGACAGUUUGGUUGUGACAUGGGAGAGUAUUCCAGGCCUCUGGUGGGUGGACACCAGGGAUGCUGCCACAUGUCCUGCGAGGCACAGGACAGCCCCCUACCCUCCUCUCUAACAAAGAAUUAUCUCACCAGAAACCUCAGCGCCAGUUCCCACCCAGAUGAGGACCGACAGCCUGGAAGGACGGAUCUGCAGGGUUGCCCUCCCUGGGCCCUCUGCUUCCUGUCCUGGCCGGGACUGCACCUUUGGUGUCCUUCUCUCCCAUGGCCUGUGAGCCCCUGAACAUGGGCUCAUCCCCGCUACACCCAGAAGUGGCACAGAGGAGAGACACAGGCAGCCUCCAAGGGCCACACCUGGAGGCGUAGCGUCUGAGGUGCCUGUUACAGGGGACACAAAGGGCGGAGUGGUCCACUUGGGCUCCCUCAGGGCCUGAGGCGAGCUCCGCCUGGGUCCCAGGAAUGCUGCCAGGCACCAGGCAUUGCCUGAGCCUGAAGAAAGCCCCAAUUGAAGGUCACCCAUGGUGGGAGUGGGCCCCAUGGAGCUUCUGUGGACCCUUUCCCCGCCAACCUUGAGUGGAAGCCGUCUGGCUGAGCUGGAGAAGGCUCUGAGACAGCGUCUCCCCACCUCUGCUGUCCAGUGCUGCUGCCAGUACUGACUGGAGACAGCCCAGAGGUAACCAUGAAAAGCCUGUCACUGUGCCCAGCCCUGUUUGUGUAGGCUGCAGAGCCAAGACAGCAAAUACCACACAUCCGGGAGCCGUUCCCCAGUAAGAGCCCCACCACCAGCUCCUUCCUGUCCCCAGGUGUCCCUUCAUUUCUCCUUUCUGGAUGGGGACCAGAGGGCACAGGAGGGUAUAAAGGCGACCUGGAGGGACCCAGGCACAAGGAGACGCCAGCGAAGACUCUCCUGGCCAGAUCCCUGGGAUGCGCCAGCCAGAGGCCAUGCUGCUGCUGCUGCUCACCCUCGCCCUCCUGGGGGGUCCCACCUGGGCAGGGAAGAUGUAUGGCCCUGGAGGAGGGAAGUAUUUCAGCACCACGGAAGACUACAACCGUAAAAUCACAGGGCUGCGGGUGUCUUCGGCUCUUAUGGUGAAAAGUGUCCAGGUGAGACUUGGAGACUCCUGGGAUGUUAAACAGGGCGCUUCAGGUGGGCAGACCCAGGAAGUCAUCCUACAGCAAGAUGAAGGCAUCAUAAAAGUCGUUGGCGCCUUCAAAGUUUUCCUCCAGGGUAUGGCCUUGUGCACCAACAAAGGCCGCUGUUUCUAUUUUGGGAAUCUUGAGGGGAAUGUCUUCCUUGCCUACCCCAGCAAAGAGGGGCAGGUGCUGGUGAGCAUCUAUGGCGAGUAUGGACUCCUCGGCAUCAAGAGCAUUGGGUUUGAAUGGAAGUAACCACUCUAGGAGCUGACCACUGAGUGACUCAAAUGACCAUCAAAGGCACCCAUGGGUCACUAGGUUCAGUUAUGUGGCCACCCAAGCUGAGGCCAUCUGGGAGGUGGUGGCUGAUGGUACUGGAGUAACUGAGUCAGGAUGCUGAAUCUGAAUCCACCAAUAAAUAAUGCUUCUGCAGAAUCA
This is a messenger RNA of Sapajus apella (tufted capuchin), 2019 nucleotides long. RefSeq names its product zymogen granule protein 16 homolog B-like. The coding region runs from base 1372 to 1836 and encodes 154 amino acids. The record is from RefSeq and is a predicted model, not a curated record. The transcript is spliced from 4 exons. Lineage: Eukaryota; Metazoa; Chordata; Mammalia; Primates; Cebidae.